Molecule: messenger RNA, 2185 nt
Organism: Gorilla gorilla gorilla (western lowland gorilla)
Lineage: Eukaryota; Metazoa; Chordata; Mammalia; Primates; Hominidae
Product: peptidyl-prolyl cis-trans isomerase A-like
Exons: 4
Coding region: 1-879 (292 amino acids)
Biological process (GO): protein folding; protein peptidyl-prolyl isomerization
Cellular component (GO): cytoplasm
Molecular function (GO): peptidyl-prolyl cis-trans isomerase activity; cyclosporin A binding
Source: RefSeq, a predicted model, not a curated record
AUGCGAAUUCUGAUUCAGUACCUGGAGAGUCCGGGUUGGGUGCUGACAUUCUGCAUUUCUAAGAAGUUCCCAGGUGAGGGCGCUGCUGCGGCUCAAUGUCCGGGUUUUGAGCGGCGAGGUCGCAGAGAAGAUGGUAGAGCUAGCUAUGAUCCCAAUCUGUUUUUGUCACAUUUUAGAAAAUGUGGAGUCUCCCUUCCAGGAGCCAGCAACUGUGGCAUUCAUCCAGAAUGCAACCCCAGCCUGCGCUUAUAUGGCUGUGCGCUGUACGAGGAAGAGCUGCAGGGGAUAGACCAGAACCCUAUGAUGGAUGACAGGGACACGUCCUGUAGGGGCAAUGCUUUUGCAGAUGCUGCUACCGGCAGGAGCCCUGUAGUAUCAGCCAUAGUCAAUCCCACGGUGUUCUUCAACAUUGCCGUCAAUGGUGAGCCCUUGGGCUGCGUCUCCUUUGAGCUGUUUGCAGACAAGGUUCCAAAGACAGCAGAAAACCUUCGUGUUCUGGGCACAGGAGAGAAAGGAUUUGGUUGUAAGUGCUCCCGCUUUCACAGAAUUAUUCCAGGGUUUAUGUGUCAGGGUGGUGACUUCACAUGCCAUAAUGGCACUGGUGGCAAGUCCAUCUAUGGGGAGAAAUUUGAUGAUGAGAACUUCAUCCUAAAGCAUACAGGUCCUGGCAUCUUGUCCAUGGCAAAUGCUGGACCCAACACAAAUGGUUCCCAGUUUUUCAUCUGCACUGCCAAGAGUGAGUGGUUGGAUGGCAAGCAUGUGGUCUUUGGCAAGAUGAAAGAAGGCAUAAAUAUUGUGGAGGCCACGGGGCACUUUGGGUCCAGGAAUGGCAAGACCAGCAAGAAAAUCACCAUUGCUGACUGUGGACAACUUGAAUAAGUUUGACUUGUGUUUUAUCUUAACCACCAGACCAUUCCUUUUGUAGCUCAGGAGAGCACCCUCCACCCCAUUUGCUCGCAGUAUCCUAGAAUCUUUGUGCCCUUGCUGCAGUUCCCUUUGGGUUCCAUGUGUUCCUUGUUCCCUACGCCUAGCUGAAUUGAAGAGUUGAGUUAAGUUUAUGAUUAUGAAAUUAAAACUAAAUAACUAUAAAAAGUUAGCCCCAUUUUGGGGUGGUGGUUGCAGAUGCUAAGGGGCAGCAUCAAGCAGUGAUUAGAAUAAGCAUCAAGUCAGGAAAUGGAUUCCCAUGUACUCACUACUCUUCCCUGUCCAGCUUAUUGUUGAAUGUAGAGUCCAGUUUUCUGUGUGCUAGAAAUUUCAUCUCGAAUCUUUUUUUGAAAGAUACUGAUCAUAAAGAGAAAAAAAAAGGGAAGGAAGGAGGCAAGGAAAGGAAAAGAAAAAGAAUUAACAGAAAAAGUGCGGCCAGGCGCGGUGGCUCAUACCUGUAAUCCCAGCACUUUGGGAGGCCAUGAUGGGUGGAUCACUUGAGACCAGGAGUUCAAGACCAGCCUGGCUAACAUGGUGAAACCCCGUCGCUACUAAAAAUACAAAAAUUAGCUGGGAGUGGUGGUGCACACCUGUAAUCCCAGCUACUCGGGAGGCUGAGGCAUGAGAAUGGCUUGAACCCAGGAGGCGGAGGCUGCAGUGAGCCGAGAUCGAGCCACUGCACUCCAGCCUGGGCAACAGAGUAAGACUCUGUCAAAAAAAAAAAACCAAUAUACAAAAAACAAAAAUGGUGGGUGAACUCUGUCAUCUUCAUUUAUUCUAAGGUAGAUAGGAUGGGUAUUAUUGGCCCAUUUUACAGAUUUGGAAGACAGGUGAUUUGCCUAGGAUCAUUGGUGAGCUGAUGAUAGGACCAGGACACGAAGCUGGGUCUUUUGCCUCUUCCUGGUCUGGCAUAUGCUGGAUGGCAGCUCCUGCCUGAACUUGAUAAACUGCCCUGUGCAGUAGCCAUGAGGUGAGAGAAGCAGGCUGCUACGAUGGCCUCCCUCUCUGCAGCCUCCGUAGAGACAGGGACUACCCAUCAGCCGUCCUUGUGAAAGAGAUUAAUUCAGGAAAAUCUCCUGAAAGCAGAAUGUGACUCAGAAAAAUGAUUCUUCUGACGUCAGUAAUAAGAACCCCUCCCUGCACACAUACAAUCUUUGAGUAGUCAUACUUUUUGGAAAAAGCAUAAACAGCCUUUGGGUAUACGCUAAAUUUUUGGACUGCUGAACUUGUCUUUUAUAUCACCCUGCCAUUACUUCAGGCA